AGCGCCAGAUUUCUUUCUCCCUUCUCUCCACUUCUUUUUCCCUAAAAUCCUAAAUCCCUAAAUUAAUGGUGAACCCUACCGCCUCUAGCCACCCCAUCGCCGUCCAUUGCCUUCGCCGUUUACCGUCCUCCGCCUCCACCGGCUACUGCCGCUGAGGAACACCUUCGCAGCCCGCGCCGUCCGCCUUUACCUCCGCAACGUCUGCAAUCUACAAUUCAAGGCCAUGGGAGAUAUCUACGAGAAGAAGAACCGAAAGCGCCCCUCCGUCGCCGCCGCAGCCUAUUCUGUUUCGGCAGAAGUUAGAGCCUCCAAUCGCCACUACCGCCUCGGCCCUCCCGCCUCAUCCUUAGUCGUCGCCGGUCCUUCCCUGACCCCGUUGCAGCCUUCCUCUUCAGGUAAGUUUGUUGCCUCAAUUUUGAGUAGUAGUACCGGCUGCAGUAAACCUUGUGUUAUUUACCCUACUCUAAUUUCGAAGCUUAGAUGUGUAUAAGUGAAGAUAUGCUUUAUAAGGAUUGCAAUAAACUAUUAAAUCUGAAUGGAUUGACUUCAGAAUUUCGAUCCGCUGAUUGUGCUCUAUAUUUUAGCUGAUUUUGAAUUAAUUUAUUCUGACGAGGGACUUCGUCAUCACGAGUCUCGGCCAGUUCUUCAGGAUCUGCGGCUGAUGAUGGUGGUCGUGUGGAGUUGACUUUCGGCGAGGGGGACCUUAUGUAUCCAUAUCAUGCCGUUCCAACCACAAUCACAAACAGUUUUAAAACCAACAUGGAUCAUGAUGGCUGGACAUGGAGAGCAGUGCCGGAUGCAACGAAAUAGGAUUACUGGGCUGAAUUUAAGAAAGUGUAUUGGUGGAAGGAUGACCUCACUGAUGAGGCGGUAUACGCUAGGUGGUAUGCCAGGGCUACUGUUCGUUAUAAAGAUAUGAUUUAUAAAAUGAAGAAGGGUAGACCUGAGCGACCUCCUUAGAUGAGGCAGAAUGUGUGGGAAAAGUGGUUAGAAUAUUGGAACAAGGAUGAAGUGAAGGCUAAGGCAGCCAAAGCACAAAAGAAUAGGAUGUCUGAGCCUGAUGGGCCUGGUACUGGUAUUUCCAUCCAUAGAGGAGGGUCGAGAAAUGCCCUACAGCAUGCUGUAGUACUGAGAGAACAAGGAGUUCCAGCUGAAGAAGUGGACUGGAGUGUCUUCAAUGUCUUGCAUGCGAAGGCUGGAGAAUUCACCUAUCCCAGAGCUCGAGAUGCAUACGCCCAAGUGACUGCCAAGGCUGCAGAGCUAGCUCAAUCUCAGUCAAAUGAUGGCUCUGAGUCUCAGGAGGUAGACAUGAACAGGUUACUACUGGAUGCAGUUGGAGGCGUAUCGGCCAAGAAGCGAGUUUUUGGGAUUGGUUCACGUUCUCAUGCUUACACCUCCACCUCUAGAUCCAACCAAGGAGCCAGUUUUAGCUCACAGCCUCAGCUUGAUGCAGUUUUAGCCGAUAAGAUGAAGGAGUACGAGGCUCAGAUGCAGGCUAAGAUGGAGGCUAGAGAGGCGCAGAUACGAGAUGAGGCACAAGCUAGAGAGGCUCAGAUGCGUGCAGACGUACAUGCACAGUUGCAGGCACAGCAAGCCGAGUUCAUGAAGAUGCUAGCUGAGAUGAGGAAUCUACCACCCCCUUGAUUAUGUUUGUUUUAGGAACUUGAAUCUAUUUUGCUAGGUGCUAACUUAACUAGAAUUUGGAUUGUUAGAUACUUUGUUGAUUAUCGUUGACUAUUUGGAUUGUUGGAUACUUUGUUGAUUA
This is a messenger RNA of Salvia miltiorrhiza (redroot sage), 1765 nucleotides long. RefSeq lists its product as uncharacterized. Lineage: Eukaryota; Viridiplantae; Streptophyta; Magnoliopsida; Lamiales; Lamiaceae. Bases 961 to 1644 code for a protein of 227 amino acids. The transcript has 6 exons. The record is from RefSeq and is a predicted model, not a curated record.